This is a messenger RNA of Entamoeba invadens IP1, 546 nucleotides long. RefSeq lists its product as hypothetical. The record is from RefSeq and is a predicted model, not a curated record. Lineage: Eukaryota; Evosea; Mastigamoebida; Endamoebidae. The transcript has a single exon. The coding region runs from base 1 to 546 and encodes 181 amino acids.
AUGAGUGACGAACCGAAAGCUCAACAAAACGUUUUAAUAAUUUAUUUUACACGGGAUGGUCAUUCCGAGAAAAUAGCACAAGAUCUUCAUGCUGCUAUUCCUUCUGACAUUAUUAAAGUCCAAGAAAAGGAAGAAAUGAACCGAGGAGGGGUGAUGAACUAUUUAUAUAGUUUCAAUGAGUCAUACUUUGGCUCAGACAACUCUUCCCUUCUUAAGACUGAAAAUUUGACAAAUACCGAACACUACAAAUCUUUUAUAUUUAUUGGUCCUGUUUGGUGGUGGGGUAUCAAUGGGCCUUUAAAAAACGCUUGUAAGGAGAUUUUAAAGACUGUGACUCCUUCACAACACGUCUUCUUAGCUUUAAGUUUCAGAGGAAAAAUGAACCCCGGAGACAAAGGCAGUUUCGAUGAAUUCAAAAAACUAUUCACAUCAAAAGCAAUAGUCCACGACAAUUAUUUACGAUGCCAAGAAGAUGACUACGCUUCCGGCGCUGUCAAAGAACAAUUCGACGCCUUUGUUGUGGAGAUUAAAAAGGCUUUAGAAUAA